AUGCUGUUCCGUGAGCAAUUAUUGGCCGGUCUGGCCGUUGCCUUGUUUCCUUUAGCGACAUUCGCGCGACCGCGAACGUCUAGCAUAAAGGAACUCUCGCGGGUGGUUGUAUAUACACCACCUUCAACUUAUACGGACCCGAGAGUGCUGUACGCACGCACAGCUCAACUCCCUAAUGACGAUAUUCUAGCGACUUGGGAGAACUACAGCCCUGAACCCCCUCCGGUUUAUUUCCGUACGUUAACCAUAUAUCGCUCGAGUGAUAAGGGUGCUACCUGGACAAAGAUAUCCCAAGUUGAGGACCAAGGUUACGGAUAUGGUUUACGAUAUCAGCCAUUCCUCUACGUGUUACCAGAAGACUUCGCAGGUUAUAAAAAAGGCGAUGUAUUAUUAGCCGGUUCAUCAAUCCCCACCGACCUUUCAAAAACGCAACUUGACAUCUACGCAUCAUCCGACAGCGGUAAAACGUGGAAAUUCCUCAGCCACGUAGCAGCCGGGGGCGAGGCCAGACCAAACAAUGGCUUAACCCCCGUAUGGGAGCCCUUUUUGCUGCUUCACAAGGGAAAGCUCAUCUACUAUUAUUCGGAUCAACGAGAUUCGAAGCACGGACAGAAGCUCGUCCACCAAACCACUACGGACCUGAAAAAUUGGGGUUCAGUGGUCGAUGAUGUGGCAUACUCCACCUAUAGCCAGCGACCGGGGAUGCCUACAGUGGCUUUACUCCCUAACGGCCAAUUCAUUUACGCCUACGAGUACGGCGGAGGCCCUAACCCAGCAAACUCAGGGUCUUUCCCAGUUUACUAUCGUCUCUCAAAUGAUCCAGAGAAGUUUAAUAGCGUAACUCAUCAUGUGCUAAGAACCACUGAUGGCACUGUUCCAACUGGGUCACCAUAUGUCGUCUGGUCUUCAGCUGGCGGCGCGAACGGGACGAUUAUCGUAUCCUCGGGGUGUUGUUCUGAGGUUUAUAUCAACAAGGCGCUGGGUGCUGAGGGUGCAUGGAAGAAGGUCUCGUCGCCUGAAGGAGUCUCAUACACCAGGUCUCUGCAUGUCUUCCAGGAAGACCCCGCGUCUCUUCUGAUCGCGGGCGGAGGUCAUUUGCCUCCUAGCACGACGAAUAAGGUCACUAUUAGCGUUAUGAAUGUUCCAAGUUAGGGGCGCUUUAAAUUUUACUACAUAUGGUUAAAAACGAUUCUCAAGAAGUUCGGAUUCAAGUUGGUGUAUCAUGUUCGUUCUACUUAGACACCUAAUGUAGGGAACCACAGCGUCUCUGAGGGCGUCGCAGUUAGGCGCUGCCCCUCAUUCAGGGGCGAAUUAAAGCCGUAGGUACCUAGAAUCAUUCUAUAUGCCCGCUAAUUCCAGAAUAUCUAGGUACAUGAAGCCUAUCACCAGUAG
Hypoxylon trugodes is the source of this 1392-nucleotide messenger RNA. RefSeq names its product glycoside hydrolase family 93 protein. Bases 1 to 1152 code for a protein of 383 amino acids. The record is from RefSeq and is a predicted model, not a curated record. The transcript has 3 exons. Lineage: Eukaryota; Fungi; Ascomycota; Sordariomycetes; Xylariales; Hypoxylaceae.